Messenger RNA from Malassezia pachydermatis, 858 nucleotides. RefSeq names its product syntaxin-like protein. NCBI's taxonomy places the organism in Eukaryota, Fungi, Basidiomycota, Malasseziomycetes, Malasseziales, Malasseziaceae. The coding region runs from base 1 to 858 and encodes 285 amino acids. The record is from RefSeq and is a predicted model, not a curated record. The transcript has a single exon.
AUGGCCAAACGAAAUGAUGGAUCUGUGCCAUUGGCAAGCCUAGAUCCUACAGAAGCAUCCACGAAAUUUCAGGCCAUUUGGAGCUCGACAUUCUCCAUCAUUCAGGAACGGAACAGACUUGCACAUGAAAUUGCGUCGAGCACAGACACAUCUGACCAUGCAUUCCUUCGAACAUUCCCGUACUUUAGCCGUGAUAAGAUCAUCGAAAAGCACCUUGGCACACUGAUGGAAGCGUUAAAUACGUGGAAAGCGAGGAAUGCUUUAAAAGGGGACGAUAUAAACGAUGUCCCGACCUCAGACCAGUGCAAUAACUGGACCGCUUCCGUGGCGCAGCUCACUGACUUACUGGGGCAAGCACAUCAAAUCUUGAACGAUCCGCGCGGCUGCGAGAUACUACAGCAGUUACGUACAAAAUAUCCUCAUGUAUGUGAGCCUCAUUCCGCACACACGCAGCCAGACGAUAACGAGGACGUCGAGCUGCCAAAAGACCACUUAUCACGAUCUGAUGUGUUUCAAUAUGUCGAUACCAUGAAGUCAGACGACCUAGACAUGGGAAAGCCCCUUCCUUCACUAGAUGAGCGUGAAGUUGCAGCGCACCUAGCCCAAAAUAAGGCGUGGGAAGAACAAGAUGCGCACUUGGAUAAUCUGAGUGCGUCGAUAUCCCGGCAACACAAUCUCAGCUUGCAAAUGAAUGAAGAGCUUGAACUUCAGACAGGUCUUUUGCACGAAUUGGAUCAAGACGUGGAAGCUACAGGUCUGCGCCUUGGAGGAGCGAAUACACGAAUGGACCGCUUUCGGCAGAGCUUAAAAGACCAAGGUAUGCGAAACCAUACUUACAGACAGGUUCACUAUGGAUGA